GCUGAUGGAAGCUGAUAGGCAGGGCUGGAGUGUUAGCACCAGUACUGGAUGUGACAGCAGGCAGAGGAGCACUUAGCAGCUUAUUCAGUGUCCGAUUCGGAUUCCGGCAAGGAUCCAAGCAUGGAAUGCUGCCGUCGGGCAACUCCUGGCACACCGCUCCUCUUCCUGGCUUUCCUGCUCCUGAGCUCCAGGACAGCACGCUCUGAAGAGGACCGGGAUGGCCUGUGGGAUGCAUGGGGCCCAUGGAGUGAGUGCUCACGCACCUGCGGGGGAGGAGCCUCCUACUCCUUGAGACGCUGCCUCAGCAGCAAGAGCUGUGAGGGAAGAAAUAUCCGAUAUAGAACAUGCAGUAAUGUGGACUGCCCACCAGAAGCAGGCGAUUUCCGAGCUCAGCAAUGUUCAGCUCACAAUGAUGUCAAGCACCAUGGCCAGUUUUAUGAAUGGCUUCCUGUGUCUAAUGACCCUGACAACCCAUGUUCACUCAAAUGCCAAGCCAAAGGAACAACCUUGGUUGUUGAACUAGCACCUAAAGUCUUAGAUGGGACUCGUUGCUACACAGAAUCUUUGGAUAUGUGCAUCAGUGGUUUGUGCCAAAUUGUCGGCUGCGAUCACCAGCUGGGAAGCACCAUCAAGGAGGAUAACUGUGGAGUCUGCAACGGGGAUGGGUCCACCUGCCGGCUGGUCCGAGGGCAAUAUAAAUCCCAGCUCUCUGCAACCAAAUUGGAUGAUACUGUGGUUGCUAUACCCUAUGGAAGUAGACAUAUUCGCCUUGUCUUAAAAGGACCUGAUCACUUGUAUCUGGAAACCAAAACUCUGCAGGGAGCUAAAGGUGAAAACACUCUCAGCUCGACAGGAACCUUUCUUGUGGACAAUUCUAGUGUGGACUUCCAGAAAUUUCCAGACAAAGAGAUACUGAGAAUGACUGGACCCCUCACAGCAGAUUUCAUUGUCAAGAUCCACAACUCAGGGCCUGCUGACAGCACAGUCCAGUUCAUCUUCUAUCAGCCAAUCAUCCACCGAUGGAGGGAGACAGAUUUCUUUCCUUGCUCAGCAACCUGUGGAGGAGGUUACCAACUGACAUCGGCUGAGUGUUACGAUCUUCGGAGCAACCGUGUGGUUGCUGAUCAAUACUGUCACUAUUACCCAGAGAACAUCAAACCCAAACCCAAACUUCAAGAGUGCAACUUGGAUCCUUGUCCAGCCAGUGACGGAUACAAGCAGAUCAUGCCUUAUGACCUCUACCAUCCCCUUCCUCGGUGGGAGGCCACCCCGUGGACCGCGUGCUCCUCCUCGUGUGGGGGGGGCAUCCAGAGCCGGGCAGUUUCCUGUGUGGAGGAGGACAUCCAGGGGCAUGUCACCUCAGUGGAAGAGUGGAAAUGCAUGUACACCCCUAAGAUGCCCAUCGUGCAGCCCUGCAACAUUUUUGACUGUCCUAAAUGGCUGGCACAGGAGUGGUCUCCGUGCACGGUGACAUGUGGCCAGGGCCUCAGGUAUCGGGUGGUCCUCUGCAUCGACCAUCGCGGAAUGCACACAGGAGGUUGUAGCCCCAAAACCAAGCCCCACAUUAAAGAGGAAUGCGUCAUACCCACUCCCUGCUAUAAACCCAAAGAGAAACUUCCAGUAGAGGCCAAGCUGCCAUGGUACAAACAAGCUCAAGAGCUAGAAGAAGGAGCUGCUGUGUCAGAAGAGCCCUCGUUCAUCCCAGAAGCCUGGUCGGCCUGUACGGUUACCUGUGGUGUGGGGACCCAGGUGCGAAUGGUGAGGUGCCAGGUGCUCCUGCCUUUCUCCCAGUCCGUGGCUGACCUGCCUGUUGAUGAAUGUGAAGGGCCCAAGCCAGCCUCCCAGCGUGCCUGUUACGCAGGACCAUGCCAUGGGGAAGUUCCUGAGCUGACCCCAGAAGAGACAGAUGGCCUCUUCGGUGGCCUACAGGACUUCGACGAGCUGUAUGACUGGGAAUAUGAGGGCUUCACCAAGUGCUCCGAGUCGUGUGGAGGAGGUGUCCAGGAGGCUGUGGUGAGCUGCCUGAACAAACAGACACGGGAGCCUGCUGAUGAGAACCUGUGUGUGACCAACCGCCGGCCCCCACGGCUCCUCAAAUCCUGCAGUUUGGAUCCCUGCCCCGCCAGGUGGGAAAUUGGCAAGUGGAGUCCAUGCAGUCUCACCUGUGGGGUAGGCCUACAGACCAGAGAUGUCUUCUGCUCCCACCUACUUUCCAGAGAGAUGAAUGAAACCGUAAUCCUGGCCGAUGAACUGUGUCAUCAGCCCAAGCCCAGCACAGUGCAAGCUUGUAACCGCUUCAACUGCCCCCCUGCCUGGUACCCUGCACAGUGGCAGCCGUGUUCCAGGACCUGUGGAGGGGGCAUCCAGAAGCGUGAGGUUCUUUGCAAACAGCGCAUGGCUGAUGGCAGCUUCCUGGAGCUUCCUGAGACCUUCUGUUCAGCCUCUAAACUGGCCUCCCAGCAAGCCUGCAAGAAAGAUGACUGUCCCAGCGAGUGGCUCCUCUCUGACUGGACAGAGUGUUCCACAAGCUGCGGAGAAGGCACCCAGACUCGGAGUGCCAUUUGCCGGCAGGUGCUAAAAACCGUCUCGGCCAUUGUCAAUUCCUCCCUGUGCCCUCCCCUGCCGUUCUCUUCAUCCAUCAGGCCCUGCAUGCUGGCAACCUGUGCACGGCCCGGGCGGCCGUCCAGCAAGCACAGCCCCCACAUCGCGGCCGCCAGGAAGAUCUACAUCCAGACCCGCCGGCAGAGGAAGCUGCACUUCGCGGUGGGGGGGUUCGCCUACCUGCUCCCCAAGACGGCGGUGGUGCUGCGCUGCCCCACGCGGCGCUUCCGCAAGCCCCUCAUCACCUGGGAGAAGGACGGGCAGCACCUCGUCAGCUCGGCGCACGUCACCGUGGCCCCGUUCGGCUACCUGAAGAUCCACCGCCUCAAGCCCUCGGACGCGGGCGUCUACACCUGCUCGGCCGGGCCCGCGCGGGAGCAGUUCGUCCUCAAGCUCAUCGGCGGCAACCGGAAGCUGGUGGCCCGGCCCCUGAGCCCGAGGAGCGAGGAGGAGGCCCUGGCGGGGAGGAAGGCCGGCCCCAAGGAGGCCCUGCAGACCCACAAACACCAGAACGGCAUCUUCCCCAACGGCAGCAAGGCCGAGAAGCGCGGCCCCGCCUCGGACGCGGGGAGCCGCUACGAUGACCUGGUGUCGCGGCUGCUGGAGCAGGGCGGCUGGCCCGGGGAGCGCCUCGCCUCGUGGGAGGUGCAGGACUCCACCGAGAGGAACGCGUCCUCCGAGGAGGACCAGAACGCCGAGCAGGCCCCCCGGCCGCCGCCCUUCACCAUGGUGGCCGAGCAGAGGCGCCUGGACGACAUCCUCCGGAACCUGUCCCAGCAGCCCGAGGAGCUCCGGGACGUCUCCCGCAAGCACCUGGUGGCCCAGCUGGCCCGGGACAUCUUCCGCAGCCACCUGGAGCACCGGGACGCGCUGCUCGAGCCCUCGGAGCGGAGGCUCCCCCCGGUGGCCGUCCCCGCUCGCAAGCACGUGUCGGGCUUCAGCAGCUCGCUGCGGACCUCGGCCCCCGCGGGGGAGGCCGUGGGGGGCCCUCGCCGGCCGCCCCGCAAGCCCACCAUCCUGCGGAAGAUCUCGGCCGCGCAGCAGCUGUCGGCCUCCGAGGUGGUCACCCACCUCGGGCAGACGGUGGCCCUGGCCAGCGGGACGCUCAGCGUGCUUUUGCACUGCGAGGCCAUAGGCAACCCGAGGCCUACCAUCAGCUGGGCCAGGAACGGAGAAGAGGUUCAGUUCGGUGACAGGAUUCUUCUACAGCCAGAUGAUUCCUUACAGAUCCUGGCACCAGUGGAAGCUGAUGUGGGUUUCUACACUUGUAAUGCCACAAAUGCCUUGGGAUAUGACUCUGUCUCCAUUGCCGUCACAUUAGCAGGAAAACCACUAGUGAAGACAUCACGAGCGACUGUGAUCAACACCGAGGAGCCUGCAAUCACAGUUGAUGUGGGAAGCACCAUCAAAACAGUGCAAGGAGUGAAUGUGACAAUUAACUGCCAAGUUGCAGGUGUGCCUGAAGCUGAAGUCACUUGGUUCAGGAAUAAAAGCAAACUGGGCUCCCCUCACCAUGUGCACGAAGGCUCCUUGCUGCUCACAGACGUGUCCCCCUCUGAUCAGGGCCUGUACUCCUGCAGGGCAGCCAAUCUGCAUGGAGAGCUGACCGAGAACACGCAGCUGCUGCUCCUAGAUCCCCCCCAAGUCCCCACGCAGUUGGAAGACAUCAGGGCGUUGCUUUCAGCCAUUGGACCGAACCUUCCUUCAGUGCUGACAUCUCCUCUGGGAGCACAGCUGGUCCUGGAUCCUGGGAAUUCCGCUCUCCUUGGCUGUCCCAUCAAAGGCCACCCUACCCCCAAUAUCACCUGGUUCCAUGGUGGUCAGCCAGUUGCCACUGUCCCAGGACUGACACAUCAUGUCUUGGCAGCUGGACAGAUUCUCCAGGUUGCAAAUCUUAGUGGCGGGUCUCAAGGGGAAUUCAGCUGCCUUGCUCAGAAUGAGGCAGGAAUACUCAUACAGAAGGCCUCUUUAGUGAUCCAAGAUUACUGGUGGUCUGUGGACAGACUGGCAACCUGCUCGGCCUCCUGUGGUAACAGGGGCAUUCAGCAGCCCCGCCUGAGGUGUCUCCUGAACAGCACAGAGGUCAACCCCACUCACUGCGCAGGGAAGGUGCGCCCUGCUGUGCAGCCCAUCGCCUGCAACCGGAGAGACUGCCCUUCUCGGUGGAUGGUGACCUCCUGGUCUGCCUGUACCCGGAGCUGUGGGGGAGGUGUCCAGACCCGCCGGGUGACCUGCCAGAAGCUAAAAGCCUCUGGGGUCUCCACCCCUGUGUCCAAUGAUCUGUGUACACAACUCGCCAAACGGCCAGUAGACACCCAGGCCUGUAACCAACAGCUCUGUGUAGAGUGGGCCUUCUCCAGCUGGGGCCAGUGCAAUGGGCCUUGCAUCGGGCCUCACCUAGCCGUGCAACACAGACAAGUGUUUUGCCAGACGCGGGAUGGCAUCACCUUACCAUCAGAGCAGUGCAGCGCUCUUCCGAGGCCCGUGAGCACUCAGAACUGCUGGUCAGAAGCCUGCAGCGUACACUGGAGGGUCAGCCUGUGGAGCCUGUGCACGGCGACAUGUGGCAACUACGGCUUCCAGGCCCGGCGCGUGGAGUGUGUGCACGCCCACACCAACAAGGCGGUGCCCGAGCACCUGUGCUCCUGGGGGCCCCGGCCCGCCAACUGGCAGCGCUGCAACAUCACCCCAUGCGAAAACAUGGAGUGCAGAGACACCACCAGGUACUGCGAGAAGGUGAAGCAGCUGAAGCUCUGCCAACUGAGCCAGUUCAAAUCUCGCUGCUGUGGGACUUGCGGCAAAGCGUGAAGACGCGCCGGGGAAGAGCUCCACGCUGGCACGCAGAGGACUCCCGCCACCACCUCGGACAGAACUUAAGCUUUCUUCGUUUAUUUAUUUAUUUCCCUCUCCGCCCCCCCCCCCACUCACACCCGUCCACCCUCUCCCCCCCCCCCCAGACGUGAGGACCUCGCUCGUCCUCUCUCCCAGUUAGCUGGAGGACAGAAGGUCGGGGAAAGACAAGGAAAGAGGCCGAAAGGAGCUUGCAGAGCGGACGCCGUCCCAAACCCAGGUCCCAGACAGACCAAGGAAGAGGGAAGCUAGCUCCUGGGGACAACAGGGAGUCAGAGGCCGGAGCAGACAGAGAGGGCGGGGGGGGGGGGGGGGGGGCGCCGCGUGCACAAGGCACCACUGAUACAGACUGGGGACAGCCAACCGUGUCUUUGCCGGCAGCACACGGUUGACAAAGGAGCGUGCUUCCAAUUCAGUCGUCCUGUGCCUCGGCCUUGGGACGAGCAGGCAGGGAGGGGAGGACGCCACAGCGAGGCAGUGCCCAGGCCAGAACUCCGCUCUUCUGGUGGGGGAGCAAUGGGAACUCAAAGCAUGGACACCAGCAGUCAGGAGGAGACAACCAGGUGGGCCUCAAGCACCAUGCUUCAGAAAGCCAGCUGGGGGUGGGGAAGGGGACAGAAGCAAAAAGAACCCUGUGCACGCUCCUCAGUGGGCAAGUACAGGUAGAUGAAGAGGAGGGAGCAGGCAGGAGGCUCAGGGAAGGGGCACUCGGAACUGCGCCGCAACAUCACAGAGGGCACAGGCCCUGGGGGCCCAUGCUGUGUGGGAGAAGAUAUACCCUCCUUGGGGUGCAGGGGAGUCCCCACUCCCCAUGCCGUCUCCGUCAACUCUCUGCCUGUACACCCAUAGCAAAGCUAGCAAGACAUCACGGUCUAGCUAUGCAGUCAGGCCACCCUGGCGUCUCUCCCUAAAUCAAGAGUUCCACUCCUCCCCCUGCCCCAACUCAGAAUUAAUAACCACUGAUGUGGGCCAGGGGGAUUUGGGGCUUGAAUAGGCUGGGUUUUCAGCCUGUAUGGCCUAUGCUACUCCACUCAAGGGCCAGGGAUUCGGGUCAAUUUGCCAGAGUAUCUAUCAGGUCUUAGUAGCCACUUCCAGGGACACGGGGUGGGAUUGCCUGGCUUGUGUGGGCCUUUCUAGGAGCACAGUGAGAGCUGCCCUCCUAUUUACACAGCAGCUCGGGGCAGGGUGAUGGGGUGUGGUGGCAAAGCCAUAGGAUAACUAAAGCUUGCAAAAGGGUCCCCAAAGUCUUCUCAACCUGUUUCCCCCACAUCAUGAAAUACUAUGAACAUUCUAAGAAGUAAUAUCCACCAGUUUGGGUAAUUCGGUGAGCAAGGCAGCACAUACUCUUCUAGAAAUGCCCAUCAGCUAGAGUAAAACAGCUGUAGCCAAGUAUAGUGGCAAAGUUGAAUUUCUGGAACUAUUUAGCAAAUUGCUCUUUCAACAGAGGGGCUUCGGGUGAGUGGUUUUGGCCACCUCCCCCUGAGUGAACACCACUCAAUAGCCAGGGCAACACAGUCACCAUCACUCACCCCUUGGAUAAAUUGUGCCCCCCAUACCAACUCACAAAAUGCCACUCACCCUGGGGCUGCCACUGAUACCCGAGCUGUGUUUUCCAGCCCACCUGGAAGUCAGAGACAGGGGGAAAGACAGUAUUAAGCUGUGUCCUCCCCAGGCGAGCUAUGGACAAUUAAGGUUGGGACUCUUUCUUCCUCACCACAGUAGGCUCUAAGAAAUCAUGUUCCUAAAAAUCGGUGUCAUUUUAUUUAAAAUAAAAGAGAAUGUUUUCUAUGUCUGUAUAUCUUUUGUGAAUAUUUAUUAGGAUUUCUUGUAUAAAAAAGUGCAAUAUUAAUAAUUGUACAUUGUCAUCCAGAAAACAGAAUAUUUGGGGGACUUUUUAUUAACUUCCUGCGGUUAUGUUCCUGUAAACUCAGUGGUAAUUAUUGUAUUGUUCCUAUUUUUAACAGAACCUGAUGUUUAAUUCCGGAUCCAUUCACUGUGUACAGAAUAGGUUGCAAAGCUAACAUGGGAGGACAGGGCAGUAAGAGGAGAUUCACUUGUGACACAAUAGUUAUGCAUGGGAUGAAGACGACAGAUUCCAUCCUACUAACUGACGUGGUUAUUUUUCUAGUUCAAUAGCCAUGGAAAACCAGUGGCCAAUAUUUACGUUUCCUAAAUAGCAGGUGUCCUCCAGCGCUGCCUCGUGGGGGGCUGCAGAGGUUGGAGUGGGUGUCAGAGCGAGCCUGGAGGACCUAGGUUUGGGGUGGGAAGUAGCGCGCUCCUUGCAUGAGGUGAAUGUACAUUUACUGUUUGUUCUGUGAAUCGUGACUCAGCAGCAGCACAAGAUUAUUAGAGCGGCUGAACAAUGUGGCAGGAGGCACUUCCUCCUCUAAAAACACAAAACUGUAUUUAUAUUUUUUGUACAGAUAAUACA
Messenger RNA from Nyctereutes procyonoides (raccoon dog), 7882 nucleotides. RefSeq names its product ADAMTS like 1 (gene ADAMTSL1). Lineage: Eukaryota; Metazoa; Chordata; Mammalia; Carnivora; Canidae. Gene Ontology annotation, molecular function: metalloendopeptidase activity. The record is from RefSeq and is a predicted model, not a curated record. Gene Ontology annotation, cellular component: extracellular matrix. Gene Ontology annotation, biological process: extracellular matrix organization.